Merops nubicus (carmine bee-eater) is the source of this 592-nucleotide messenger RNA. RefSeq names its product ankyrin repeat and SOCS box protein 3-like. The record is from RefSeq and is a predicted model, not a curated record. The annotation marks the transcript as partial. Gene Ontology annotation, biological process: intracellular signal transduction. Lineage: Eukaryota; Metazoa; Chordata; Aves; Coraciiformes; Meropidae. The transcript has 3 exons.
GUUUUUUCAUUUCGUGGACCUUUUCCUGAGGCACGGGGUGACCUUGCUGGGGAUUGACCUGGGCUAUUGCCUGCUCCACAAGAAGUUCUCCUUGUUCCGCCGCUUCCUGCGGCUGGGCUGUGAGCUGCCUGCUGGGGAGCAGCUGCCGGAGUUCACCCGCUGCGCCGGCAGGGUGCCUGAGGAGCACGGGGAGUGGCUGCCCUACCUGCUGCUGGCUGGCUUCAACCCCCUCCUGCUGAUGCAGAGGUGCUGGAUUUUCUCCGUGAGCAAGAACGUCCUUGAUUUCAUCCUGGAGUUCACCAACUGGAAGAGACUUCCUCCAGCUGUAGAGCAACACCUUGCAGAGUACAAAGAGAAGUUCACUUGGACUCCCAAGAGCCAUUUUGCCUUCAUUCCUCCCCUGUCUCAUCUCUGUCGCCUCGAGAUCCGGUCCGUUCUGAGGAGCGAGCGCCUGCGGUCGGACCGCUCCAUCCGGGAGCUGCCCCUGCCAGCUUACCUCCAGGACUACCUGCUCUACCUGGACGUCCUGCGGGCCAGCGGCGUCCCCGAAGCAGAGGAAUACCUGGGGCAGAGAGAGGAGGGACAGCCCUGA